Messenger RNA from Andrographis paniculata, 1714 nucleotides. RefSeq lists its product as uncharacterized. The record is from RefSeq and is a predicted model, not a curated record. Lineage: Eukaryota; Viridiplantae; Streptophyta; Magnoliopsida; Lamiales; Acanthaceae. The coding region runs from base 239 to 1342 and encodes 367 amino acids. The transcript is spliced from 3 exons.
UUUGGCGAGGGUUUUGAAAUCUGGAAAUGGAUCCUCUGGCUGCAGUGGUCGACAUGGUGAAUGGAUUAACGAAAUCUGCGCAGCACUUCGCUCAUGGACUCUUUAAUUCCCGCCACAAUUCGAGCCCCCGUAGCCCGGAAGAAACAAGCUAUGUGGCAGGGCUUUAUAACUGUUCAAAUGAUCUGAUCUACAGAUAGAAAUAUUGAAGAGGCUGCAACGGGAAGCAUUUUCGGAUAUCAUGAGAAUCAGGGACAGGCAGGACAAGCUAGAAAGACUGCUGAGCUUCUACAAGUUUUCCAAAGGAAGUCCAUUUCAGGAAGCGAGCACUCAUGUAAAGGGGAAGGUGGAUUUUCUAGGGGCAUUGCUCUUUAUGGAUGGUGUUGAUGAGCAGAAAUUUGAAGCAUUUCAGAGAUCAGGAAUCAGAACCGGUAUUGAUACCAGACUUGUAUUUGAAACACACCUUCGAGAUAGAGAUACACUGGCAGCAGAGUUUGUAGCCGGUGACAAAGAUAAGGGUGGCAUGUUCGGUGGCCCACUUUCGCUGGCUAAACUUAUGUACACAGCACACAUCAGCAAUUUUCUCUCUGCAGUUGCAAGUCCAAUGGGUGCAAGAUGCAAAGACGUUGCAGUUGCAACAAAUUCUCAUCAGCAUGAUGCCCUUACUGAAUACUCCGAAUUCGGACCUCCCCUUCUGAAUCAGAACAUUGGCAGUGGCAUUGGCGUAAUGGUUAGAAAAUUGAACAUGGUUGCCACUUUGGCUCAGUUUGUUUCUAGUCUAGGAUUGGCUCAGUUCCAUUCUCCUGAAGCUACACGAUUCUCCACCACUUUUGGACAAGUUGUCUUACAACUCUCCAGAAACACAAAACUGUCUCUCUUGGGCAUGCGCAGAGAUUCCCUGCUAGUUAGUCAAACCUUCAAUCUUGGACCCUUUACUUUCCCGGUCAGCAUAUUGAAACACAGUAGGUUCUCAGCUACAACUGAUGAGGAAGAAAGCCCAAGAAGUAGUGGAAGAUUCAUGAUUGACGGAUCAGUUGCUUUGAUGAUCGACUCAGAUCUUGAUGAGAGCACAAGGCUAGGAGGGUGGAUAGAGAUGAAGAAUUCAAACCCCGGAUAUUCUCAAUGGGCAGUUACUAUGCGGGACACUCCUGAAGAUGAGUUUGGAUGGGGCUUGACGGUGGGAGGCUCACUUCAAGGCCCAAAAAGCUUGGAACACUUUCAGUUCGAAACAUUUUUGAACUUGAACUUUGGCACCAGAUUUAAGUUUCAGCCAGCUAUAGUGUAUGUCAAGGAUGGAGCAAUCCAAUUUCCAGCCAUCAUGCUCCGUUCGAGUUGGUCCUUAUGAUUGAAUGGCCGCAAUAUCCUCCCUUCUCUAAAAAGUUCAUUUUAUUAUGCAUCAAAAGGAAGUGGUUCUGCAUUUCAUGGUUCUUCGGCAGCACAUCUGCACGAAUUAUUGCCGAAAAUCAGUCAGAGGAAACUCUACAUGGGGUUAGUAAUAUAAUUCUUGUGCCUCUUGCCUUAAUUUUUGUGUUUGAAUUGAGAGCAGAAGUUUUUCAAAAGCAAGGGCUCGUAGCUUAGCCAUUUCUAUAGUUAAUUGUAUCUAUGCUAUUCGAUUUAUUUAUUUUAUCCACGAAAUGUUCAACAGGUUAUAUAAAGUUAUUAUUAUUAUUGAUUUUCAAUCAGAAUGAUCCUAUUAAUUUUGGAGGAUUGAGGGAUA